AUGGCCAACUCCACCAAGGUCGCGGUACUCCUUGUUUUACUGCAGGUGUCGUGCGCCGUUUCCCGGCCCCACAUUUCUCCAGGGAAGUCGUUGCUCGUCAACACGCCGGCGGUGAUGACGGUGAACGGCUUCCAGGAAGGAGAGGGAAGCGGGCCGGCGGCGUGCGACGGCCAGUACCACAGCGACGAAGAGUUCAUCGUGUCCCUGUCGUCUGAGUGGUUCGACGGCGGGGCACGGUGCGGCAAGCUGAUCCGCAUCCAGGACUCUGCCAACCUUCACAUCACUGCCAAGGUCGUGGACGAGUGUGGCGACUGCGACAACGAGGUGGGCGCGUCCGCACAGAUCUGGCGUAACUUCAAUCUUGACCCCAGCGUCGGCGAGGCCAAGAUCAGCUUCUCGGACGUCGUCGAAUGA
This is a messenger RNA of Lolium rigidum, 414 nucleotides long. Its product is annotated as putative ripening-related protein 7. Lineage: Eukaryota; Viridiplantae; Streptophyta; Magnoliopsida; Poales; Poaceae. The record is from RefSeq and is a predicted model, not a curated record. The coding region runs from base 1 to 414 and encodes 137 amino acids. The transcript has a single exon.